Messenger RNA from Talaromyces proteolyticus, 531 nucleotides. RefSeq lists its product as uncharacterized. Lineage: Eukaryota; Fungi; Ascomycota; Eurotiomycetes; Eurotiales; Trichocomaceae. Gene Ontology annotation, molecular function: oxidoreductase activity, acting on NAD(P)H, oxygen as acceptor. The annotation marks the transcript as partial. Gene Ontology annotation, cellular component: intracellular anatomical structure. The record is from RefSeq and is a predicted model, not a curated record. The transcript has 4 exons.
AAUUUCGGACAAAUCGAUGUUCUUUUGACUGCGGCGGGGAUUGUCGACAAUGCUCCCGCGGAGGAAUAUUCAUAUGAGCGGUGGAGAAAAAUGAUGAGUGUGAAUCUUGACGGAACCUUUUUAUGUGCGAGGGAAGUUGGGAAGCAUAUGAUUAAGAAGAAAGUUAAAGGGAGUAUGGUCCUUGUGGGUAGUAUUUGCGGACAUGUAUCUGUUCGGCCGCAGAAACAGUGUGCUUAUAAUGCGAGUAAAGGGGCUGUCAUAAUGCUGGCUAAAUCGCUUGCGACAGAAUGGGCCCGUCAUUCCAUUCGCGUAAACAGUUUAUCGCCAGGUUACAUACGAACAGAUCUUAUUCUCGACUUGCUUGACAAAGAGGGCGGCGAAUUGGUUGAUUCGUGGGUGAAGGAUACCCCAGCACUCCGACUAGCACAUCCAUCUGAACUCCAGGGUACCGUCGUGUGGAUGGCGAGUGAGGCGAGCAGCUUUCUAACGGGGUCUGAUGUUAUUGUUGACGGCGGCUAUACUUGUUAUUAG